AUGGAUAGUAGAGUAGAUGACUGCAGCCUGAUGGAAGGUGAGAUCCCCCUAUCAUCUACAUUCUUCAAAGUAAUUAAAAAUGAGCUGUGGUUGUACCUCGUCCCGGCCGUGCUGGCUGUCCUGCUGCUGGCUCUUUUUCUGGAGGAGGUUGGCUUCUUUCUCCGUCACGAGCCUUCAGUUAGACGCAGACACCUUUGCCUAUGGAUCCUGGGCAUGUAUCCGGUUUUUGGAAUGACCUCUAUUAUUGCAUUAUAUGUACCCCGGUCUUCAUCACUGUGCAAUUUUAUUGCUUCUUUAUAUCAUUCUAGCACUCUGCUGAAGUUUAUGGGUCUUAUUGAAAGCUUCUUUGGGGGAAAAGCUCGAAUGCUUGAAGUGCUGGCAGGGGAAAAGGUUUCUCCCAAUCCAUUUCCAUGCUGUUGCUGCUGCUGUUUGCCCCUUAUCAACAUUACCAGUACAAAUCUGAGAUGGAUGAUGAUUGCUGUACUACAGCUCUCUGUGGUCCGAACACUCCUGUUCUUCAUCACUCUCGUCCUCUGGACAGACGAACAGUAUGACUAUGGGGAUGUGGAUUCUGUGGAUCCCAACAUUUAUGUAAAUGCAAUCAUUGGUGUGUCCACUUUUCUCUCCUUCUAUGGCUACCUGCUGUUUUAUAAGGCAACCAGGAAAGCACUGCAUGGUUAUGAGCUUCGAGCUAAAUUUAUUUGUAUCAUUGUUGUCUUAGUAUUGUGUGGACUGCAAAAUGGCAUUUUGGAAACUACAGGGGCACUAAAGGUCAUACCAUGUGCACCUCCCUUCUCUGCACUGUUUCGCUCUCAGUUAAUCUACCAUUAUGCAGUGAUUGUGGAGAUGUUCUGCAUUAGCCUCUUUGCUCGGAACAUCUUCCGUAAAGUGGAGCUGAGUCCAGAGUAUGCAUACGAGCUUGAAGAGGGGCUCACCCAUCAUAAGGAGGUUCAAACAGAGGAUGUGUUGCCUCUUGCAGUGCAGUUGAACUCUCAGACAGAGGACCCGUCUUGCUCGAACCCGGCCUACAGCAGCGAUAGUGAGGACAGCCUCUGCAGAAUUGAACAUGCUCCACUGGACCACUUUCCCUUUCCACUACAAUCCAGACAUCUUCAGUUCACACGGUCAGAGAGUGACAGUGUGAAGCUAAGUGAAGAGUGUAAGAGCACAGAGUCACCAACUAUCACAGUCAGUGCUGAGAUCAACUAUGUGGAAAAUCCGGAUGUGACUGUUGUAUAGCUGCAGAAGUACAGUGCUGUUGCCCACCUUUUUCAUUUGCUUUUACUCCUUUUAUUUUCUUAUUUGUCACAGUAAAUCAACAAAGAUGUAUAUAAGACAGACAAUCUAAAUUAAAAAUAUAUAUAGUUUUAAAAUGAUUUAAAAUUUAAUUUAUUUAUAAAAGGGUAUCAACUGACAGUGUAAAACUUAAAAAGUGUUUGCAGCACUUUCAGAGACAAAACUGCAACCAAGUGCCUACUAUAACCAGAGGUAAGGCUUUCAUAUUACAGUAAAG
Molecule: messenger RNA, 1513 nt
Organism: Trichomycterus rosablanca
Lineage: Eukaryota; Metazoa; Chordata; Actinopteri; Siluriformes; Trichomycteridae
Product: organic solute transporter subunit alpha
Exons: 7
Coding region: 1-1239 (412 amino acids)
Biological process (GO): transport
Cellular component (GO): membrane
Molecular function (GO): transporter activity
Source: RefSeq, a predicted model, not a curated record